Teleopsis dalmanni is the source of this 1981-nucleotide messenger RNA. RefSeq names its product SET and MYND domain-containing protein 4-like. The record is from RefSeq and is a predicted model, not a curated record. NCBI's taxonomy places the organism in Eukaryota, Metazoa, Arthropoda, Insecta, Diptera, Diopsidae. Gene Ontology annotation, molecular function: protein binding. The transcript has 7 exons. The coding region runs from base 1 to 1974 and encodes 657 amino acids.
AUGGGUUUAACUGAAAAAUCUGGAUUCUUCCCCGAUUAUUAUCUCAACCUAAAGAACUCAAAUUUAUCAAGUUUUGAUAAAGAAAUUGAAAAGAUUGCGGAAUGUCACAAUGAUGUCGAGCGCAUGGCUUUUGUUGAUCAAUUGACAUUUGUGAAAGAACGUGAUGAUGAUCUACGAGUACGACGUGAAUAUAAUGGAAAAGAUAGUGCUAUUGCAGCUGAUCUAAAAGAAAAAGGGAAUUCAGCUUUUAAAGCUAAAAAAUGGUUGGAAGCUAUGAUGUUGUAUACCAAAAGCUAUGUUGCGGUGCCACAGGAGAAAGCGGUUGAUAAAGCAAUAGCAUUGGCCAAUCGUUCGGCAACAUUGUACCACAUGAAGAAAUAUGAUGAGAGCCUGAUUGAUAUAAAGAGAUCAAUGGAACUAGGCUAUCCAAAAGAUUUGCUUUAUAAAUUAUACGAACGACAAGCACGUUGUUAUAUGGCUAAAAUGAACUAUCCCUGUACGAUUGCUGCUUUCAAGAAAUGCAUAACGGCGAUAGAUGAUUCCAAUCUACCAAGUGACAAGCGUGGAAAAAUGAAUUUGGAUGCUAUGACCAUGAUUAAAAUGUUAGAAAGAGAUAAUCGCACUGCUAAACAAGCUGAGAAACAAAAGAAAAUGGGUGAAGUCAAACUUUCUUUAGCUUUACCAGCAGAGAAAGAGUUUAUUAGUUCCACAGUUCGCUUUGAUCAGAAUAGAGAAGAAGGCCGUUUUGCACGUGCUAAUGCGGAUAUAAAAGUGGGGGAAGAAAUUCUUGUAGAGAAACCAUUCGUAGCGGUGCUUCUAGAGAAAUAUGCAAAAACGCAUUGUGAAAACUGUUUUUCACGUACUGCUAUACCCGUUGCUUGCUCUAAAUGUGCUGAUGUUAUAUAUUGCUCAGAGGAGUGUCAGACUCAUGCUUCAAAAACAUAUCAUAAAUAUGAGUGUGGAAUUUUACCUUUAAUAUGGCGUUCUGGUGCAUCCAUUAACUGUCAUAUGGCAUUACGUAUUUUUGCUAGUAAGUCUGUGGAUUAUUUUCUUAAAAUAAAGGAUGACGUUAACAAGCAGUUUACGAUACAGGAAAUUCAAAAACUUCCUAAAGACGAUUUUCAUCGCAUAUCACAUUUAGUUCGUCAUGAAGAUACUCGUACAUCAUCGAAUUUCUUUCAACAUGCAUUGAUGGCACGUUUCCUUACCAAAUGUCUACAAGAAAGUGGUUACUUUGGUGAGAAAGCUAGUCAACGUAAUAUAUUGGAUAUAAGUGGACUUUUGCUUUAUACGCUUCAGCUCCUACAAUACAAUACACACGAAGUGGCAGAACUCCACAAAUACCAAUCAGAUGGCAAUGAGAAGACUAUAUUUAUUGGUGGUGCACUAUAUCCAAAUUUAGCACUUUUCAAUCAUUCUUGUGAUCCUGGUAUUGUGAGAUUUUUCCGUGGCAACACAAUACACGUCAAUACAAUUCGUCCAAUUGAAGCUGGUCUGCCCAUAUCAGAAAAUUAUGGUCCUAUGUAUACACAAGAAUCGCGUGAAGAACGACAAUCUAAACUUAAAGAUCUAUAUUGUUUCGAUUGUAGUUGUGAUGCUUGCUUAGAGAACUGGCCAACUUUUGAAAACUUGCCCACUGAUGUUAUACGUUUCCGUUGCGAUGCACCUAAUACAUGCACCUCAAUUAUUGAGGUCCCAGCAACAUGUAAUGAUUUUAUGGUUAAGUGCGUUACUUGUGGUGAAUGUACAAAUAUAUUCAAAGGCCUUAAGGUUAUGCAGGAUACUGAAAUGAUGACACGUACCGCAAAACGUCUUUAUGAUACUGGUGAAUAUUCAAAGGCUUUAAAUAAAUAUAUCGAUUUAUUAAAAAUAAUGUAUGAAGUUUUGGCACCACCAUUUCCUGAUUUUUGUCAGUGUCAACAAAGUCUUAAAGAUUGUUUUUUGCAUUUUGGAAAUUUCUAUAAUUUGGACUAAAUAUUUA